Linum tenue is the source of this 1705-nucleotide messenger RNA. Lineage: Eukaryota; Viridiplantae; Streptophyta; Magnoliopsida; Malpighiales; Linaceae. The record is from the annotation of a GenBank genome assembly.
AACAUCAAACAGCUAAUAGCUAUGGCUUCACAGCCUGGAAUGCUCACCCACUGGCCUUGGGAAUCUCUUGGCCCCUUCAAGUACUUGGUUUUGGCUCCAUGGGUGGCUCACUACACGUACGAGUUCGUCAAGCAUCCGACUUCGGACUUGAGCACCUUCUUCAUCUUCUUCGCCAUCCUCCUCCGAUUCCUCCACAACGAGGUCUGGCUCUCUCUCCACCGCCGCCGAACCGCCACUCCGGCCAACAGGAUCGUCAACAAGCCCAUCGACGCCCACCAACUCCGCCGCGAAAGCAACUGGUGGUUUACUUUACUUUUUUUUUUUUUUUGAAUUCUACGUGCUACAUGUCUUUUUCCUUAAUCAAUCAAUCAAAUUAGUAUGUGUGACAUGUAAUAACGGGAUUUUUAGGGACGACCAAAUCAUUAUGUCGGGGCUACUGCUGUACGGCGUGCGGACGGCGCUGCCUGGCUGGAUAACCGAUCUCCCGUUCUGGCGGACGGACGGCGUCGUUUUGACCGCCGUCCUCCACGCCGGCCCGGUGGAGUUUCUCUACUACUGGCUUCACAGAGCUCUGCACCACCAUUUCCUCUACUCUCGCUAUCACUCCCACCACCAUUCCUCCGUUGUCACUCAACCAAUUACCGGUAAGUAAUUAAUUUAACUAGCAAUCUUUUAUACACAUGAAAUACGUACGAUGUACAAUAAUGGCAUGGGUCGGGCCGUAUAAAAAAUUGUACGACGUAGAAUAAUGGGUCAUAAUUAAUGGGGAUUUUCUUGUUGACUAAAUAAAUAAAAUGAAAUGAAGCUGUGAUACACCCUUUCGUGGAGACAAUGGCGUACAUCGUGCUGUUUGCGGUGCCGAUGGUGACGGUGGCGUUCACCGGAACGGCCUCCGUCGCGGCGAUCUACGGUUACAUCUUCUACAUCGACUUCAUGAACAACAUGGGACACUGCAACUUCCGGUCGCCGUUUGACUACUUUGCCUACUUCCCUCUCCUCAACCUUCUCAUGUACACUCCCACGUAUCACUCGGUGCACCACACCAAGCUUCAGAAGAAUUACUCGCUGUUCAUGCCUUUGUACGACUACAUCUACAAAACGAUGGAGACGGUGAAGGAGGACCACAGGCCGGCCCACGAGCAGUAAUUGGGGCGGGUGAGUCGAUGUCAGCCCAUUAAUGAAAACGCGCAGCAAGUCUACCAGACAACAAAAAUUGGCAGAAUAAAUGUGAACUGGGCCGGAUAUAGAAAGGGGAAAAAAGCGGUCAUUUACGGUUAGGUGGUGGUGGUGGGUUUCAUUUGGGUUGUCUUAAGUCUUAACACGAAAAGAUCAAAUUACAGUAACUGAUAGCUGCAAAAACAAAAUAAUAACUAUAUAUCUGUGUAAGUAUUGAUUGGGGGGAAAUUUGAAAGGCGUCUGUUAUAUUGUAUAAAAUAAACAAAAGAGAGACUGUUUGUGGUUAUGUUCCAACUUAUAUUAUGUAUAUUUUCGUCAAAAAAAAAAAAAAACUUAUAUUAUGUAUAUGGUGUUGGUGUGGUAAUAAAGUGAUGAUGAGUGGUGUUUCCAUUAUAUACAAGAGAAAGGUCAUUUGUCUUUUAACGGUCGUAAAUAAAAAACGAGACAGACACACACACCCUUGCACCAUGUCAAUCGAAAACACGUAUUAAGUGGAUUAUAAAUAAAUGAAUUCGCGGGUGGGUUUUAG